Messenger RNA from Pelobates cultripes (western spadefoot toad), 17179 nucleotides. The record is from the annotation of a GenBank genome assembly. Lineage: Eukaryota; Metazoa; Chordata; Amphibia; Anura; Pelobatidae.
AUGACAAAAAUAAUCCAAUGGGUCACCACGAUGGCUUCAGAGACUCCGAAAUCUGCAGUGUCUUUGGUUGAACAAGGGUCAAUUUUAAAUAACUCUUCGCUCCACCUGGUGGGCUAUUUGGGAAAAGUCAGUGAAACUUUACUGUUUUGUUUUGUCUAAAUAUACAUAUUUUUUCAUUUUUUUUUUUUUUUUACCUGCGCAAUUUUUCCUUAACAUUUUGUUCUCUCACGGAAAUCUUUUUUUCAUUUUUUUUAUUUUAUAAAAGGCGAAAGAUUUAAACAUUUUUUAAUUUUUUGCUUGCAAUAUAAAUAUUGUAUUUCUUUUACUAAAACCACCACUUUUACUCUUUAUACACCCAACACCCACUGGUGUAACAGUUGAAUGUUUUGCUGUGUUAGAAAAUGCAGUUUGCAAUCUAGUAAAAAAAAAAAAAAAAAUAGGAGUUCCCUUUAAAUUGUUGCACGUUUGGUGCAAGUAUUACAUUAUUGGUACAGGAUAUCCAGCUUGUUUUGUGAAGUUACAGUAGGACUAAGGAUCUUAUCUUACACGAAUUGCAUUUGUAAGCCAUUUUCUUCAUAAUUUCUUUAAAAUAAUGCCUAUUGGGAUCUACAUACUUCAUUUUAACCCCUUAAGGACACAUGACGUGUGACAUGUCAUAAUUCCCCUUUAUUCCAGAAGUUUGGUCCCUAAGGGGUUAAAACUUACACAAUGGUUAAGUAUUCCAUCCAUGGAUAAAGUAUGCGUUUGAUAAGGCAUUUUAUUUUAUGAGCUGUAAUAUAUUUUAUCAUUUAAAGUGCUGGUUCUUGAAAGUAAUGUUUUAUACUUAUCACCUACUAAAGGUAUUGCUUUGAAAUAUAUUAUCUUCCAAAAUGGAUCUAGAAAAUGCGGUUUUAACUGGUUUGUAAUUUUCCAAAGUUCUAUAAUGCAGUUUUGUUUUCCCAUAGAAUUUUGAGACUACUACAACUUCUCCAGAUGGAUACUGUCCAGUAUGCAAGGCCAAAGACAAGAAGCAAGCACUCCGUACAUACCGGCUUAAUUUCACUCAGUCAAUAUACCUGUGUUCUGAUCCUCAGGUAUGUUCAGUUUCUCGUAUUCUUUUGGGGCGUCAUUUGCAACUAUGUAGACUUAAAAAGUUCUAUCGCAAAUUUUUACAGCACAUAUGUCAAGCUUAGUGUUCAUGUCUAACACGUGAAAGAACAGGUUACUGUUUAUUUAAAGCAACACUCCAAGCACCAUAACCACUACAGUGAGCUGUUGUGUUUAUUAUGGAAAAAUGUGCGCCUGCACCCGUUUAUUAGAAGUAACCGAACAUUUUAGUAACCCGAUAGCUUACUGGAUUGAUGGAAGAAGGAACUCUCUCGUCCAGAUUUGGAAGUGAAGUUCUAACUGGUAUCAGAAUUUCCUCUCGUCCAUUAGCCUGCUCUGGAAGUAAAAUAUAGAUCUGUCUAGUAGUGUAAAAUUUUUAAUUUUGAGUCCUUGUUUUAACAUUGUGACAUUUGCCUGAGAUGUAUUUGUUUCUUACAUUUAGUAAGUUAAUAUAGAUUCCUCCCCAGCAUUGUUAUUCACCAAAGUUAGAAUUGCCAGGAAUUCUAAACAAAUUUUCAUAAUUUUUAGACCUGUAUAGCCGAACUGGAAACAUAGAUGAACUAAAAUACUGUUAAGUGAUAUAAAAGGUGCUGAAAUAAAGUAAAUAGUGUGCAGUAAAACUCUCAAGAUAGUGACUGGUUCCUUCCCCCUACAGUCAGAAAAGUGAAACCUAUCGCAAUACAAAAGAAUGAGAUGUGCCCAAAAAACUUUAACUGAUCAGUUGAUAUCCUUGUAAUAGUGUUUGUGCAUGAACAAUGAAAACAAUUUAGAAUAAAUGUUGCACUAAAUAUUUAUUAAAAAUGUUUGAUUUUAUUCCUUACUAGGUUUAGAUUCAGGCUCCCACUUGAGUAUCAAAGAAAGCUUUACCUGUAAUCCAGGGUUAUGUCAGACUCCAUGCAGUAGCCCAGUGCUUACUGUGAUAUCUUUGGUCCAGUUAGCUGUUGUAGAAAAGCGUAGAGGACGUAUGAUACCUGGUUAGGAAUUGCUGCUCACUUAAUAGCAUAAAAUCCAAUGCUUCUCUGAGUAGCUUUAAAUGCAUUUUGUAGCAUUAUGAUGUGUGAAAAAUCAAGCCUUAAAGGACCACUAUAGUGCCAGGAAAACAUACUUGUUUUCCUGGCACUAUAGUGCCCCGAGGGUGCCCCCACCCUCAGGGUCCCACUCCCGCCAGGCUGGAUGGAGAGGAAGGGGUUAAAUACUUACUUUUCUCCAGCGCCGGACUCUCCUCCGCGCGCAUUCAGCCAGUCUCAUAGGAAAGCAGAAAAUCACAGUGAGAAGCACGGAAGCGCCUCUAGCAGCUGUCAAUGAGACAGCCACUAGAGGCUGGAUUAACCCAUUUGUAAGCAUAGCAGUUUCUAUGUUUACAGCAGAAAGGGUUAAUCCUAUGUGGACCUGGCACCCAGACCACUUCAUUAAGGUGAAGUGGUCUGGGUGCCUAUAGUGGUCCUUUAAGGAGGAAGUGCCUCUUGUGGCUGUUAGUCUGGUCUUCACAUUCGACAUCAUCACAUACAGCAAGGUCAUGUAAAUGCUAAUAAAACAACUCUCUUAACUCUUCUAUCUCAAUAUCUGGGCGCAGCCUUUGGUUCUCCUCUGCCCAUAAUGUCUAACUUGAACCUCUGUUCCAUCGCAUAGGCCAAGUUCUCCCCUCAGCCUGAUCCUCCUAGACUGUCAUCAUACCACCUAGCUGCUGUGGAAGAUGUGCUGUCAUUGGUUGCUGACACCAGACCCCAAUUUAGAACAGAAAUCAUGUUAUCCAGCCCAAAACUCUUUUCUGUUCUGGAGUAUGAUAUCCUGAUGAUACUGUAAGAGGUGGAGUUAAACUUCAUAUGUUCAGCAUUUCAUAGUGAGAUGCUACACAUAAAGGCUCCAUGGCCACUUCAAAACAGUGAAGUGGUCAUGGUGCUUGGAGUAACCAUACAAAUGUGUAGUAUAUUUUAAUUGCUGUUUUGGAUUUAUUUAAUGAAUGGCUGUCUGUUUUUUUUUUUUUUUAGUGUAUUUAUCCCUUGGGAUACACACCUUUGGCUGACGUAAUUAAAAACACGGAGGACUUAAAGAAAUCAUGUCACCAAAGCAAGCAGAAAAAGCGUAAUUUCUUGGAAACCUCUCCAACCAACAAAGCUUGUAUUAAGAAAAUGAAAACUGAUCCUUCUGUCUUUAUGGACUUUGACUCAAAAAAUAACUUUUCUUGUUCUCAAGUAAAAAACUCUAACCAUGCACCUCUCACUGUGACACCAGCAAGUGGAGUAACAAUGGUACCGAACCCUUCCAUGUUUUGUUUAAAUGAUUACAGACUGCAGACAGAGCAAAACUUGAUGGAAAGUUUAAGCCAUUGCAGUAGUAGUAGUACCACCACAUUAUUACUGAAUGGGAAACGUGAAUCCCCAGAUGAUGAACCAAAACGGGAGUUUUCACAGGAUCAUAAAAUGCUCCAUGUAAAAGAAAUGCAAAAAGAGCUUACUAGACUUAAUGAUUUAAAUGAUGGUACUGCUAGCAACAUUUCAAAACUUACAAGCAUGAUUAAUGGGCAUGAAGAAAAUAUGGGCAAUAGUUCAGAUAAAGUAAAUGCCAGUGUUAUCAAUGACUAUUCGGAAGUACAGGAAAAUAGACCCACUGCAUUCAGUUCAGUGACUGAAAAGAUUGUAUGUGAACCUUCAGUUCUAAUGCAUGUGAAGUAUGGCGUUGAAACUGUGAAUGCAACAUGCUCUUCAAUUCCAAAUUCUGAAAUUAUAGAAGCUAUUGGUUCCAAUCUCUGUGGUCAGAUUGCUGGGGAAUUGACUGGUUCUCUUAAAUGUACAUUGCAGAACUCUGAGCCUGGAAAAGAUGGGCAAGAAGACUCCGCUUUGGAAGUGUUUAGUGCUUCGGUCAACAUGGUGGAGUUAAGUGAUGAUAAUCUAAAUCUAUCCAACACAUUAAUAGAAUGCAAAGUAUCAGAACCAGUUGGUUUAACCAAGCAUGGUCAAAGUCCAUGUAACCCUAAAGAUUCUGCCAGUACCCUGCAAUUUGAACAUGGUUUGCAAGAAAGUUCAUUGGUCAAGGUGGGCACAGAAGCAGCUGUUGUACAUGGCAAUGGAGGUGUAACUCUAUCAGACUCCUCAUUAACAGAAUGUAAAGUAUCAGAACCAGUUUGUUUACCCAUACAUGGUCAUAGUCCAUGUAACCCUACAGAUUCACCAAAUUUCCUGGAACAAAGCAGAUCUGAGCAUGGUUUACAAGAAAGUUCAUCGAACAAAGUGUGUAGUGAAGCUGCUGUUGUGCAAGGCAAUGAAAGUAUGACUCUGUCAGCUAUGUCGUUAAUAAACUGUAAAGUAUCAGAAUUCGUUUGUUUGCCCGAACAUGGGCAAAGUCCAUGUAAUCCUAUAGAUUCUCCUGAUCUGCAAAAAAGGCGGUCCGAACAUGGUUUGCAAGAAAGUUCAUCGAUGAAAGUGGGCACUGAAGCACAUGUUCAGGACUCUGAGCCUGAAAAAAACAGGCAAGAAGACUCUGCUUUGGAAGUUUUUAGUCCUUCAGUCAACAUCGUGGAGCGAAGUAAUGAAAAUCUAAAUCUGUCAGAUACAUUAAUAGAAUGCAAAGUAUCAGAACCAGUUUGUUUAACCAAGCAUGGUCAAAGUCUAUGUAACCCUAAAGAUUCUGCGAAUACCCUGCAAUUAGAACUUGGUCUGCAUGAAAUUUCGUCGAUCGACGUGGGCACUGACGCAGAAGCUGUUGUUCUUGGUAAUGAAAGCAUGACUGUGUCAGACAUAUCAUUAACAGAAGAUAAAGUAUCAGAACUAAUUUGUUCAACCAAGCAUGGGCAUAGACCAUGGGACCAUACAGAUUUUCCUAUUCUCCUGCAACGAAGGACGUCUGGACAUGGUUUGCAGGAAAGAUCCUUGAACGAAAUGUGUAAUGAAGCAGCUGUUGUGCAAGCCAUUGAAAGAAUGACUUUGUCAGACACAUCGUUAAAAGAGUGUAAAGUAUCAAAACCAGAAUAUAACUCUACAGAAUCUCUUAAUCCUCUGCAAAAAAGAUCUGAGUGUGGUCUGCAAAAAAGUUCAUCAAUCAAAGUGUUAACUGAAGCAGCUGUUGUGCAAGGCAAUGAAAGUGUGACUCUGUCAGACACAUCAGCAACCGAAUGUAAAGUAUCAGAGCCAGUUUGUUUAACCAAGCAGGGACAAAGUCCAUCUAACUCUACAGAUUCUUCUAAUCUGCAGCAAAGGAGAUCUGAAUUUGGUCUGCAAGAAAGUUCCUUGAUCAAAGUGUGCACUGAACCAGCUGCUGUUCAAGGUGAUGAAAGCGUGACUCUGUCAGACACAUCCUUAACAGAAUGUAAAGCAUCAGAGUCAGUUUGUUUAACCGAACCGGGACAAAGUCCUUGUAACUCUACAGAUUCAUCUGAUUUGCCAGAAAAUUCCUUAAUUGAAGUGAACACUGAAGUGGAUGUUGUACUAGUCAAUGAAAAUAUGACUCUGUCCGACACAUCAUUAACAGAAUGUAAAGCAUCAGAGUCAGUUUGUUUAACCGAGCAGGGACAAAGUCCUUGUAACUCUACAGAUUCAUCUGAUCUGCUGCAAAUGAAAUCUGAUUUGGCAGAAAAUUCCUUUAUUGAAGUGGAUGUUGUACUAGUCAAUGAAAAUAUGACUCUGUCAGACACAUCCUUAACAGAGUGUAAAUUAACAGAACCAGAAUGUAGCCCAACACAUUCUCUUAAUCCCCUGCAACAAAAGAGAGCCGAACAUGGUUUGCCAGAAAAUACACCAGAUGAAGUGGGCACUGAAGCAACUUUUGUGCAAGGCAUUGAAAGUAUAAAGCCAAACAGUGCUUUAUUAGUUAAAUAUGAAUUACAUAGAACCCCUGAUUUGGUUCAAAUAUGUCAAAGAGAAGUUAAGCAUGCUCGCUCACCUAGUUUGGUGUCCAUACCAGUGGAAGGAAAUUCAUUGAUGGAAGUGUGCAAUACUGAUCUUGUUACAACUCUCCCUUCAGUAAACACCUGCAAUACAAAAAUAGUUCUCUCCUCCUUAGGAGACACAAUAAUGGGUAGCCCUAUCAGGCAAAAUAAUGUGGUGGCAAUGGCAAGCCCUUUCAACCAUGUUUACACUGAAGAGUCUAAAGAUGUCCCAGAGCCAGAGAUGUCUUCACUUGUGCCUGUCUUGCAGAGAAAAUGUGUAAACCUCUCUGCAGAAAAAUCGUGUCCUACAGAUAAUGCACCAGAAGAGCCAUUGCUGGAUCCUCAGCCAGCUUCCGAGAAGGCUAAUCCCCAAACUCCGAAUAAAACCUGCAAAUAUCUCCAGUGGAGAAACAAAUUUUCUCUUUGUUGGUUAAACUGCAUAUUGGCUUUUUUGGUUCAUUCCAGCACACUCAAGAACUUUGUGGCAGAAAGUGGUUUUAUGGAGGAAUCCGUCAUUCAUAUACUUUUUGCAAAAUACAAGGAAGCAAAUGCUAUAGUGACAUCGACCAGCCACAGAAGCAAACGAGGUAUUUAUAAACAUACUUUUUCUGUGUACUCCCCUUCUUUGAUAUCCGUUUUUUGUUUUUCAUACUAAAUUGCUUAGAAAAACAAAAUGUAACAGAUGCUUCUCGUCCUAUAUGUAAGUGACUCUUUAGCUUUGUAAUGCUUUUCCUGUAGGUAAGCCCUGGCUAGCAGCAGAUUGUCUGACACCAAAGGUGUAUACAUUUAAAAAGAAUAAUAGUUUUUAAAAGUAAUUUUAAAGUUCAUUUGUCCUAUAGAAACAGAUCUGAUUUAAUGUUUACUUUGCAGGUUAUCCAAAAAAUCUUUCUGCAGCUCAAAAAUGUCUGGAGGAAGUCAGAAUGGUACUCUUUGACACAAUCAAGAUUCCUUUGAAGUGCAAGUUGGGUAAGUUACAUUUUUUGUUUUGUUUUUUCUUUCAUAUAUACAUUUAUCUGCUGGUGAGGCAUUUUUGGUUCACACAUACGAAAGUAACUUUCUUCACUGUAUGCCUGAAAUGAAUGGGUGUCAGUGAUUGCUGCACCUAUCUUAAUAGCUUUCAUGGAAAUUCUUCAAAUCGUGACUUUCCUCUUUUACAUAUCCACCAGUGUUUGACAGCGUCUUUGUAUCAUUCCCAGGAAUUAUCAAUGAAGAUGAUAGGAUCGGUUCUGGGUUGAGUGGGGAAGUGCCCAGAUAUAUUCUUUGCGCAUUAACGUUGACAAUGAGCACUAGAGGUUACGGAGUAUAGAGUGCACCUUUAAUCUAGACAUUUAAACGAGACAUGCAUAGAUAUCUAGAUUAGAUUUUUUUUUUUUUUCUCUUUUAUUACAUGAAGCAUACUGAGUUACCAACAAAUGCACAGAAAGCUUAAUGAAAACCGCCUUCAGUAUUUAAAAAAAAAAACCCCAAAAAUAUAUAUAUAUAUAUAUAUAUAAUUGUUUUUUGUUUUUAAAUGUAAUGGCUAGAAAAAACCAAACCAAAAGCAAAGGAAUUUGAAUUAUGUCUAUUUACAUUCUAAUGCAUUUGAGUGUAAUCUCCUUUUUAAAGGGUUCUCUUUGGGUAGUCACAUUAUUUUCUUUUAACAAAGGAUACAUUUUCUAACGAACAAUGUAAUUUGCAGCUUAUUUUUAAUUCGGUGACACCCCUUCUUUUCAGGUGUCUGGAAAGUGACUUAAAAGUGGUUUAUGGAGUAGUGGACUGCAUUAUAGUGUAAGUAGAAUUCGGCCUGCAAGAUCUUAUCCGAAUUGGAUGGUAUUGAAUUCUAAAAAAAUCCCCAAACACCAGGACUAUUUUGGUUAUAUUAAAGGUGCACUGAAGGCUGUAGUUGAUUCCUUUUUUUUUUUAUUUUAAUGUAUUAUAAUUAAUGAAAUUUUGAUGGUCCCAAAUAUCCAAGUUGUCGCUAAAACACCAGUCUAUCCAUCUGUGAAAACUUUUAAAACCACAGAGCGUUGCUCGUUCAAAAAGGGGCUCUGCCAAUAACAUGUUCUGUCAGUAGCUCGACAAACCUUUUGUUAGUGAUAGGUGGACAGACAAGUGUGUGCUGUUAAGACUUGGAGGCAAUAUUGGGGGGUGAUACAGGGUCUAAUUGUUAUAUGGUCCAUUUAUAAUCAAAUUACAUUUGUGAAUUUCUUCUUUUAAAUGACAGCGGUAUGUUAAUUGUACACUUUCAGAUUAUGCAACAUUUUGGAUCUUAUGAAAAUCAUUUUAAAGUUUAGCAGAUUAAGCAGCCUAUUUUUAGUAAAAAUAUUUGUGAGCAUCAUUUUCAUUGAUGACUUUGUGCAUGCGUGAUGUUCUCAUUCACAGUGGAGAAAUCAAUGAUUGUGGUGUGGAGGAACUGGAAUAGCUUACACAGAGCCCUGAUCUCUACCCCACUGAACAUCUUUGGGAUUGUUAGAAUUAACAAUGUAAAAAAAAUUUUUUUUAUUUUUUUUUAAAUGCUUUUGGGUGAAUGGGCACCAAUUCCCACAUGCGGAAUUCAAACUCUUGUAAAAAGCUUUCCCAGAAGAGUGGUAGCUGUUAUAAUGGAGUUGUUCCCUUCAAUUAUGACUAUAAUGCCCAUGUUUUUAAUACCAAUGUCCCAUAAGGUCAUAUAGGUGUGAUGAUAUGGUGUCUGCACACUUUUGGCCAUAUAGUGUAUAUUUUAAUGUUUGUGGGUUUUGUUGCACAGAGAAACCUUUAAACUAUUGUAAGUUUUAAUUAGUGUCAUUUUUGGCAGGUACUUCAGAUGUAUGGUGGUUUUAAUGGAAUCUGUUAUGUUUGCGUGGUAUCGUGUUGUGUGUUGUUUUUUUUUUUUUUUUUUUAAUGAAAUAUCUUCCUGGGUGGUGUACUCACAAUUAUUACAGUCAGGGUUGUUCAAUGGGUAAACUUUUUUUGCCUUAUAGACUUUUAACUAUUUUUUUUUUUUUUUUUUUUUUUUUUGUAGUGCACCUUCAAAUAUUACAAUCUAUAUUUGUAUCAGCCAAGCUUUGCAAGAAUAACCAUUUGUUAUUGCAAUUUGUAAUUAACACUACUAAGAUCUUAUUUGUAGAUCUAAUCUCCCUAAAUAUAUUGAUAAUUGUCUUCCAUGUGAAAAUAAAACUGGAGAGAGAAUUCUAUGUGCACUAAGCUGCCAUUCAGCCCCGCUUGAUGCUAUUCAUUUACUAGCCAGCAUGGUGGAUUUAAUUUAGAUUAAAUCACUUGUCAUGAAAUGGACAUGCAUCACUUGAGACAGGUUGCAUUCACCUGGUCUUUUUUAGCUUGCAGAGUGACGCAACUGUCUACCGUAUAUACUCGAGACCCCUAAUUUUACACCCCAAAAACGGGAAAACUUAUUGACUCGAGUAUGAGACUAGGGUGGGAAAUGCAGCAGCUACUGGUAAAUUUCUAAAUUAAAAUUAGAUCCCAAAAAAAUUAUAUUAAUUUAAUAUUUAUUUACAGUUUGUAUAUAUAAUGAAUGCAGUGUGUUUGUAUGAAUGCAGUGUGUAUGAGUGCAAGUGUGUGUGUAUGUGUUGCAGAGCCUUGGUGGAGGUUGGGCAUUUUUAUUUUUUUUAUAUAUAUAUUUUUUUAUUAUAGUAUUACUUAAUUUUUUAUUUAUAUUUAUUUCCGUCACCCCUCCCUGCUUGUUAGCUGGCCAGGGAGGUGGGCUUUCAUUCCUUGGUGGUCCUGUGGCAUUGGCUGUGCAGGAGGGGGGCUGGCAGAGAGCUGUUAUUUACCUUUCCUGCAGCUCCUGUCAGCUCCCUUCUCUCUCCUAGGUUCCGGUCAGCUCCGUUCUCCUCCACUGUAAGUCUCGCGGCCGCGCGGAACGUUCCCCGCGGCUCUCGCGAAAUAUACUGGGGAGCUGACCGGAACGGAGGAGAGAGAAGGGAGCUGCAGGAAAGGUAAGUAACAGCUCUCUGCCAGCCCCCAACAGGACUGCCGGGCUAGUAUACGAAAUAUACAUAUGUCCAUAUACAUAAUUACAUGAAUAAUUUAAUAAAUAUACACGUAGACUUCAAAUAUAUAAAUAUGUAUAUAUUUUAAAAUUCUGCGUGCAUAUUUAUGUAUUAUUUUUACCUAAUUAAGUAAUUUUAUUGAUUGCAAUUUGAGGGACAUGCCUGACAACCCAGGCCGAAAGAGAAUUUAAUUUACUAGCACUGUGUUUAACCCUGUAACUUUCUAUGACACCCUAAAACCUGUACAUAGGGCGUACUGUUUUACUGGGGAGACUUCGCUGAACACAAAUAUUAGUGUUUCAAAACAGUAAAACAUAUCACAGCGAUGAUAUUGUCAGUGAAAGUGUUUUGCAUUUUUCACACACAAACGGUACUUUCACUGAUGAUAUUGUUGUGAUACGUUUUACUGUUUUGAAACACUAAAAUUUGUGUUCAGCGAAGUCUCCCGAGUAUAACAGUACCCCACAUGUAGAGGUUUUAUAGUGUUUGUGUGAUGACUUUGUGUUUGUGUUUUUACAGGGUCAAAUAUAAGGCUUGAUUUUACUAUUUUUAUUUUUUUUUUUUAAUUGAAAUUUGUCAGAUUGGUUAUGUUGCCUUUGAGAGCGUUUGGUAGCCCAGGAAUGAGAAUUACCCCCAUGAUGGCAUACCAUUUGCAAAAGAAGACAACCCAAGGUAUUGCAAAUGGGGUAUGUUCAGCCUUUUUUAGUAGCCACUUAGUCACAAAAACUGGCCAAAAUUAGCGUUUUUUGCAUUUUUAACACACAUACAAAUAUAAAUGCUAACUUUGGCCAGUGUUUGUGACUAAGUGGCUACUAAAAAAGACUGGACAUACCCCAUAUUGACUGCCCUGGGUUGUCUACUUUAAAAACAUAUGUACAUGUGAGGUGUGAUUCGGGGAUUUAUGACAGAUAACAGUGUUACAAUGUCACUAUUGAUAAAUUUAAAAUAUAUAUAUAUAUAUAUAUAUAUAUAUUGAAACAGCAAUUUCCUAUUUGUACUUAUAGCCAUAUAACUUGCAAUAAAGCAUGUAAACACUGGGUGUUUUUAAACUCAGGACAGAAAUUUGAAUCUAUUUAGCAGUUUUUUUUUUUCAUUAGCUUUUGUAGAUAAGUAAAAGAUUUUUCAAGUAAAAGUCCAAAAACAUGUUUUGUUCAAUUUUUCACCAUAUAUUUUUUUAUUUAUUUUUUUUAAAGUAAAAUCUAUGACAUGAUACAAAUAAUAGUAUGUAAAGAAAGCCCUUCUUGUCCUGAAAAAAACAAUAUAUAACUUGUAUGGGAACCGUAAAUAUGAGAGAGGAAAAUCAGCUAAACACGAACACCUCAAAAGUGUCAAAACUGCCCUGGUCCUUAACGUACAACAUGGCCAAAACAGGCCGGUCUUUAAGGGGUUAACUAUAAAUAGGACAAUUACAAGAAAACUUACAGGAACGAUAGGUUGAAGAGGACCCUGCUCAAACGAGCUUACAGUCUAUAUUAUGAUGCAGUGGCAUAUGAAGCAAUUGGGGGCCCCCCAUUCUCAUUAUGGCCCCCACCCGCCGCCCAGGGGUGGGGGGAGUACUGCGCUCCCCCCCCUCCCCCCCCCCCUCAUUCUCACUGUUUAGGGAGAUUAAUAACCUGCAUGAACAAACUAACACUGAUACACGGAUACACUGAUACAUUGUGUUAGUUUGUUCGGCUGAUAUUUCUAUUCACUCAUUCGUCUGUCUGAUGAAUGAAUGAAUAGAUGAAAUUCCCGUUCGCAUGUCCAGGUGUUUCACUGGGCAUGUGCGGGAAUCUCACAGUCUGCCUAGUGUGGGCUGAUGACGUGUCCCUGAGGGAAUUCAUCUACCCACACAAAGAUGGCGGCGCCCUGAAUAUAGAUCGGGGCAGAAAAUAAGGAUUAAAAAAAAGGUAAUGCUGGGGGCUUAGGGGCAUUUGGGGGUGACUAGUGGGUCAAUUGGAUGUAGUGGAGGCGGGAGAGGGGUUAAAAAAAACAAAACAGAAUUCGGCAUGACAGUGCCGCUUUAAAAUGGUGGUGCCCAGUUGCAGGGCAAAGAGGUGUGGAUUUUGCACGUUUAAUUUUUAUUUUCACACCUAUCACAAAUACACACAUACUUAUUGAAUAUGGGGUAAGUAAACUUUUUAAAAAUCCUGUGAAAUUAUAGUUUAUUUUUAAGAAUGAGAAAUGUUAAAAUAUGAUUAAGGAUCAGUUCAGUAAGAAAUGGUUCUGUGAAUAAUCCUUUUAAAUGUUUCUAUUUUCUCCAGGAUUGUACACCUUUUAAAAGAAACCAUUUUGAUUCUGAAUAUAUUAGCUGCAGAUUAAACUGCCAGUUGUUGUUUGCGCUGUUUGAUGUGGUGUACCUGGAUUGAUUGUAAUGCCAUUCUUUUUUUUUUUUUUUCUCUAACAGGAGAUAAAGAGACCCCAGUCUUUGCAUUACCUUUGCUACUGAAGCAGGAUCCCAAGUUUGAGGAGCUAUUUGUGCAUUCUUAUUCGUGGAGUUUUUCCUGUAACUUAUGUGGAUACCAACAUCAGGAGUGGUAAGAGCUUGUGUUCCAUGUUAAUAAGGAGUUAAAGGGCAGCAAGAGAUGUGCAACUUAAAUUCGACCUAUAUACAAUUUAAAGAAACACUCCAAGUACCUGUAGUUGUACUGGUGUGUAUAGCUUGUCUCGGCAGGCAUUUUAAUGUAAACACAGAGAAAAUGCAGUGUUUACAUUGGUUCCUUGAAACGCCUCCAGUAGACGUGAUUCAGGCGGCCACUAGAGGUGCUUCUUGGGUCAGUGCUCUGCAUGGAGACGAACUUUUCUCGUAGAGAUUUGAGUCAAUGCUGCAUCUCUGAGGAUAGACUCCCAAUGCUUUCCUUUGAGAAGGCAUUACAUUAGCUAAGAUCAUCAAGUUUGAUCUCCGCCAGUGAGGUGGAGCACCCACGACAGACCCACAUGACACUAGAAAAGGUGAGUAAACUUUUAAAAUUGAGGUUAGGGGGGCUGUGGGGCCUAAACUGUUGUUUUAAAAGUAUAGUGUCGGGGGUACCCACUUGUAUUCCUGAUAAUAUAGUGUUCCUUUAACAACUACAGCAUACUAAAAAUAAUUUCCCAUUGCCUGUUAUGGGCUAAGCCUUGCACUUUUAGUCUUGGCUCAGAUGUAAGCGUUUCUGGCUCUGUCGGAAAUAGUGAAAGCAUUGAGGGGAACCUGGCAGACCCCAACUAGAUAGAGCAGGAUCAAAUACCAGGGAGAGCGUUGUUUGUCAAAACCCUCCGAAACAGUAUGACUAAAGGGGAGAUGCCCAUGGUAUCUGCAUCAAAGCCUCUACACUGAGCUUUAGUUUUUAUGGUGUGUAGAAUGCUUCUUUUGAUUGAGUUUAUGGGGCCUACAAUUCUUACACUGCAAUGACCCUAUCGCAUCACACAGAAAAGGGCCACAUUAGUUAUAGGUGUUUUAUUCAGUGGUGUCAUUUCUUAUGUGAUGGUUUCCCUCUAAAUUGCUAGCACUUCCUUAAAAAUAAAAAAAAGUAUCUAAAGGAAAUUCAACACUUUUUGUAAUGAAUCACUGUCAUGUUUUUUUUUUUUGUUUUUUUUUUUUUCAAAUAUAGCUGUGAGAAAACUAUGACUACAUUUACAAAUAUUGCCCCAGAUUGGAGUCCUCUGAAUGCAGUACACAUCGCUCCUUGCAACAAAUGUCAGGACACUGGUCAGAAACGGAAAAUGAAUUUAGAAAAGUAAGUGUGUAAGCAUGGCUAGCUCAUAUCACCUUUAAGGAGCCGGAUUGCUGAGUCUUUCAUAAGAGUUUAUUUAAAUUAUUAAAUUGGGCCAUUUACUUUUGGUAAAGAUUAAUUACUAUUUUAAAGUUGAACUGACUUCCACACUAUAUUCUUAUAUAAUUGUUUCAUCAAGUUUUGAAAGGAAAUGGAUUCUUUGUUAAAUGAAGUAUGUAGGGAAAAAGAGAAAAUCCCAUCCUCUACCUUUAGAAUAUGACCAGAUCCUUCAGCCAUAUACAUACUUUGGGUUAGACGGUGUUUUAAUUAGUUUGUCGGUCUGAUGAUGUCGAUGCCCUGAGCAGGGAGUGAAGCAGCGAGAACCAUAUAGGUUUUCACACAUUAUCUAACCCAAGGUGUAUGUACAUGGCUGAAGAAUCCUGUCCUAUACUAAAGGUAGGGUAAGGAGUUUAUUUUGUUUGUCAUUUAACACAUAAUCUUUUGUUUAAAAAUUAAAGGGACACUAGAGUCACCUGAACAACUACAGCUUAAUUUAGUUGUUCAGGUGAGAUCUAUAGCUCCCUGCAGGCAAUCUAAUGUAAACACUGUAUUUUCAAAGAAAAUACAGUGUUUACAUUGAUUGAUAGGAAUACCUCCAGUGGCCAUCACUCAGACGGCCACCAGAGGGACUUCCUAUCAUGUAGGGCCCUAAAAACGCCUUGUACACGUCAGACGUAUUAAAAUAUGUCUGGCGUGUGCAGGAGAGAGAAGGCACUUUGUGCGCGCCUUCUCUCUCCUGCCUGUCAGCCGAGGAGAGGGGGCGGGCAAAGACUGCGAGCUGAGCUGUCAGUCGCGGUAGUGCGCUCAAGACUUCAGAGGGCGGCAUGAGUGCCGCCCUUUGAAGUAUGUGCGGCGAAGCCGCGCAUGCACACCAGGGAGCAGUGACGCUCCCAAAUGAAAGGAUCAUUACAUAGAAAAGUGUUGCUGUGACAGUUGUCCUCAAACAUGCCAAAUACUUAAGGUGGAUUCCCUCCUUCUACACCCCUCUAUAAUUUGAAACCAUUUAAGUUCUGCAUAAAGCACAGCACAGACUGGGCUGUAAUGGAGUGUUAUUAAAAUGAAUGUUCUAUUGUUGCAGGAUACAUUCUAUAUUCAUGGUUCAUUUUGUGGAAGGAUUACCAAGCAACAAUCUAAAGUUGUAUUCAUUUAAGUUUGAAGAACACUUGUAUGAAGCUAAAGGAGUUAUCCGUUAUCAUGGUGACCAUUUUUCGACUUGGAUUGCAAACGAUGAUGGUAAGUGUUACAGUUAAUAAAUAGAAAAUCCUUUACAAUCUGGGAAAUAGUGUUAGGAAUACAAAACUGUGCCUCUACUUUUGUGGCAUUGAAGAAAGGGUUAAAACAUUUUUUUUUCACUUACCUGAUUCCAGCAGCGAGGUCCCUAAGUGUUGGAUUGGGCUCCUUCUCCUGUGACGUCGUGGCGAUCUAGCUACAUAAUGCACAUGCACAUGGCCACCCCCUUAGGAAAGUAUUGAAUAAAUAAUUUCCUUUUGGGAUUUUCAAGAUGCAGGAAUUACCUCUAGUGGCUAUAUGGUAGGGUUAAGGGGACAAAGGACACUGCACCCAGACAUCUUCAAUGACAUGGAGUGAUUUAAGUGCCUAUAGUGUUUAUUUAACUGUGUGUGCAAAAUAAGAAAAUAAGAUUCCUAGUGGUGUUUUCUCAUAUGAUUAAGUCACACAUUUACCCUAGCACACAUUACUGGCAGAUUAUCAAUUAUUUAAUCAUUUUCUCCCUUUUCAGUACGUUGCAGAAUUGAAUAGGGUUUAGCUUGUACCUUUUUAUUCAUUUAAUAUUCGAAGUUGAUGUUGCAAUUUGGCCUUUUGGUUUGGGGGUAGUUUGUUGACGAGCAGCAGUCAGGGCAGGAAGGCAGACCUUUUUGGUGCAAAACAUCCAGGUCAGUUAUUUAAUCAUGAACUUUAAUAUCUUUUAAAUAUUGUUUAAUAUUUUAGGAACAUGGAUGGAGUCUGAUGACCUGAGAGGAUCAUACUGCAAAAACCAUUUGUGUUUUGGAGUCCCACCUGCUGAGAUUCAUAUAGUAAUUUGGGAGAGGAGUACUUCAAAGUUUACUGAAGAGGAAAAUCAAAAGUCCACAGAGGGAGAUGACUGCCAAGCACUUUCUAGCCACUCUGCAUCACCUUCUGGUCCAAUCCCAUCUCCUGCUUCAACUGAAUUGCCAAAAGAAAAUUCUUCUGUUCUUCAAGCUGAAUCAAUUACCCCAAAGAAGUCAGAUUUACUUUUUGGAUUUGAGGGUUAUGCUGAUGAUGAUAUUAUUACGCUAACUCUUACAGAGAUUCCAGUUGACUCUCUAGGAAAGCCAAUAGAAACUGAUCUUGCUCCAGUCAUUGUCACUCCUACAGAACAUGCAAAUGGAAUGGCAACCGUCUCUUCCAAUUCAAAUACUUUAAAUGUUCCUUGUGCUGUUGAUCACAUACAGUCAUCUGGCAAACUGGAACCUGAUGUGGCAAAAUCAGUUAAGAUAUUGCAUACGAAACCUGCAAGCCAUUCUACUGAUCUAUCCCCUAACAGCGUAGCAUCUGUUAAACCUGCAAACCUCUGUGCUGAAACUUCACCAGACACUGUCAAGAAGGGGGUAGUGGGCAGCUGGGUGAAGAGUCUGCUAAACAAGAAUCCUUCACUGGCUUCUACCUUAAUUGUUUCAAAUACAAAAAGUACAACCAUUAAUAAAGACUAUUGCUCCCCUCUGAAGCUAACGGAUGCAAAGAAGGCACAAAGUUUUGGUGCAUUUAGAGCAAAGGGUGUCUUAAGUAAUAACCAUGCAAAGGACACACUUCAAAAUGGAACCCCUGUUAGAUCACUUAUGCCAAAAUCUAACACCAGUUCUUCUGAUCAGACUUUUCAUACACCUAGCAUUCCAAAUCAGUUGACACGAGGGCGCAAUGAAACAAAUAAUGGUAGGUUGCAGGCAAAGGAUCGACGCUCAUAUUCUGAGGAUAAAAUUCGCAAACUUAGAAUAAAAUUGUUAAAGAAGCUAAAGGCUAAGAAAAACGAACUGGCUACCUUGGAGACACUUGCAAAAACUCAGCAUAAUAAUUCUACAGCAGAUCAAAUGAAUCCUGCUCCCCAAGCAAACGUCUUCAAGCGGCGUGAUCACUUGCGGGACUUUCUUCAGGAGUUACAAGAUCAUAUCGAUAACGCCGACAAUGAAUCUGUAUGUACCAUGAGUUCCAAUGCAUCACUUUGCAGCAGCCCAGGAGACGCAGAGUUCUUUGCUGAACUAUUUUCUCCGUCAUCCACUACCACUGUCAAAGAGAACGAUGAUAGCAGAUUUCUAGAAAUGUUAGUCGAUGGGUUUAGCACAUCUGUACCCAGUUACCCAACAGACUCUCCCCAGUUAAGUGUUAAUAACUUUGCCACGUGCAAUCCACCCCCUCAAAAGCCUUGCUCAGGAAGUACUAGUAGUAUCACAAAUAGCAGUUUUGAAAAUUCAGCCAUGGAUGAUCACUUUGAUUUCCUCUCAAUGGAGACGAAGAACGAAGAAAGCCAUUAUAUUGAUUCUUUUGAUGAUAUUUUUUAA